AUGGUUAGUGCUAUAAUAUUUCACCUUAAGAGCAUCAAUUUUAUAUAUGAUGAAUUAAAGUGUAUUAAUUACAGAAUGAAAUGUUCUGAAUUUAAAAGUAAUCAUAUUACUUAUUCCAUAUUUAUAGCUAUUCAUGGACCAUACAAAGCAACACUGAUGAAUGAAAUCACAAUUAGUAGUUAUAAAACUCUUUUAUGA
Messenger RNA from Paramecium primaurelia, 198 nucleotides. The record is from the annotation of a GenBank genome assembly. NCBI's taxonomy places the organism in Eukaryota, Ciliophora, Oligohymenophorea, Peniculida, Parameciidae.